This is a messenger RNA of Malassezia japonica, 2217 nucleotides long. Its product is annotated as tripeptidyl-peptidase I. The transcript is spliced from 3 exons. Gene Ontology annotation, biological process: maturation of SSU-rRNA from tricistronic rRNA transcript (SSU-rRNA, 5.8S rRNA, LSU-rRNA); proteolysis. The coding region runs from base 1 to 2217 and encodes 738 amino acids. Gene Ontology annotation, cellular component: preribosome, small subunit precursor; 90S preribosome; nucleolus. The record is from RefSeq and is a predicted model, not a curated record. NCBI's taxonomy places the organism in Eukaryota, Fungi, Basidiomycota, Malasseziomycetes, Malasseziales, Malasseziaceae. Gene Ontology annotation, molecular function: tripeptidyl-peptidase activity; serine-type endopeptidase activity.
AUGUCGGUGUUUGCCGGCCCCGCCCACAUGGUUCUCAAAGAACGCGUCGCUGUUCCCCGCGGCUGGCACCGCGUUGGAGCGGCGGCGGGCCACGACGUGAUUACGCUUUCGCUUUCGCUGAAGCAGGCGCAGCGCGGCAGUAUCGAAGACAAGUUGGACCUGACCAGCGAUCCCGACAGCUCCGAGUACCUGCAGCACCUUUCGCGCAAGCAAGUCCUUGCGCUUCUCAAGCCGUCCGCCGCAUCGUCCCAGGCCGUGGACGAGUGGCUCGGCCAUCACAAUCUUUCCUCGCAUACGCGGCGCAGCAUGGCUGGCGGCUACAUCUCGAUGCACGUCCCCGUCUCCAAGGCGCGCGAGCUGCUUGGCAAUGCGCACUUUGCCGUGUACGAGCACAAAAAGAGCGCAGAGCGUGUCAUCCGCACGACCGAGUACCACCUCCCCUUGACUGUGAGCAACCACAUUGAUUUUGUCGGUGGCACGACCUACUUUUCCACGCCACGCUCGCUCGGCGCGAACGGCCUCAUUUUCGAGGAGAAACUCGACAAGGCGCCGUUUGUCGAUGAGGGCCAUGUCGGUGUCGUACAAGACAAUGGCGUGCCUGCGUCGUGCAACUCGUCGGCCGUCACAUCGGUGUGCCUCCGUGAACUGUACGGUACGCACGGGUACAAGCCCCAGGCGCCGGACCGCUCGCACAUUGGCAUCGCCGGAUUCCUCGGCGAGCACGCAAACUACGAGGACCUGGCUAACUUUUUGAAGCACCAGCGUCCGGACGCGUACCGUGGCAAGGCGGCGUUCGACUACAUCUCGCUGAACGGUGAGCACAACAACCAGAGCUUGCAGGCGUCGACCGGCGAGGCCGCACUCGACAUCCAGACGGUCGAGGGCGUGGCGUGGCCGAUCCGCACCUCGUUCUACUCGGUCGGCGGCUCGCCGCCGUUCAAGAAGGACAAGAAUACGCCGACGAACACGAACGAGCCCUACGCCGAGCUGCUCGAGUACCUCUUGCAGCUGCCUGACCACAAACUACCGGAUGUCCUUACGAUUUCGUACGGUGACGAUGAGCAAUCGGUGCCGGUGCCGUACGCCAAGCGUGUCUGCACGCUCUUUGCCGCGCUCGGUCUCCGUGGCGUGAGUGUCUUUGAGUCGUCCGGCGACCAAGGCGUCGGCAGCACCGAAGCCGACGACUGCGUCACGAACGACAAGCGCAAGAAAAAGACGUUCCUUCCUUCCUUCCCUACGACCUGCCCCUACAUUACCACGGUCGGCGCGACAAAGGACUUUGGACCGGAAAAAGCCGCGACGCUCAAGUUUUCGUUCAUCAUCUCGGGCGGAGGCUUCUCCAACCUGUUUCCGCGCCCUUGGUACCAAGCCAAGGCCGUUCCCCGCUACCUCAAGAACAUCGGCACGACACACCAAGGCCUGUUUAACCCCCUGGGCCGCGCCUAUCCCGACGUCUCGGCCCAAGGCUCGCGCUUUGUCAUUUCUGUGGCCAAGCAGUUUGAACUAAUCUCGGGUACGAGCGCCUCGACGCCUCUCUUUGCCUCUGUGAUUUCACUCCUGAACGACGCACGCAUUGCCAAGCACAAGGCGACGCUCGGUUUCUUAAACCCCCUCAUUUACAAGCGCCUCGGCGGCACGGACGCCUUUAACGAUGUGACAAUCGGCAACUCCAAGGGCUGCGGAACCAACGGCUUCGAUGCGCAGCACGGAUGGGACCCCGUCACUGGCUUUGGCACCCCCAACUUUAAGUCACUCCUUCACCGUGCCCGGCAUAGCGCGGCGAAGCGCGAGAAAAAGACACGCUCGUCACUCACCCAAGUCGCCGGCGAGAAAGGCGAACGUCGUAAGCUCGGUAUUGCGACUACCAAGCCGCAGCUCUCAAAGUCGGCGCUGCGCCGCCAAAAGCACAAGCAGCGAGACCAGCUGGCAGGCAACAAAGAAGGCCUGCAGGACCUGGAGCGUGCCGUGACGUCCCUCGAGGAGGAUAUCCCUGACCACGAAGAGCCCGAGGCACCCGCAUCCGCCCCCACCACGAUCUCGGCCAAGGCCAAGAAGCGCAUGCUUGCGCGCGAGCGCGAGCGCCAGCCCUAUAUUCUUGCUGAUCUGCAGCAGAGCCAGAACCCCUUUGCGGCGCUGCGUACACACGCACGCAACACGCUCGACCUGCGCGGCGCCGCGGCGCCGACCACGACCGAGAUCGACGAGGAUAUGUCGUAG